UGGAAAGCAGAGGUCGUUGGCAGCCCCGUGACCAAAGUCGGGGCGACAAUCGGGUCUUGACCGGACUUCCGUCGCAGCAGUGCAUCUCAGCUGGAAACAGAAACAUGAUCGGAAUGGUCAAGUUUUCUUGGGAAAAAAGCAGCACUUGUUAAAUGUUUUAUGAAUCCAAGGAGUCGCCUACAGCACCUCCUUCAGGCACAUCGUCCAUUUUUAAUGAUUAAGGAACAAGUUUCCUGACAAUAAGCUCGAAUUUGGAGUGGUUCCCACUAUCAUCUGGUAAAAUUAUAUGUUGGAUGGCGCCGAGGAUUGAGAACAAAACAGGAACAAAGUGAUGUACAAAUGUGUGCAUAUUCCCAUGGUGGUCACGACCAGCCUGUAUCGGAGCUUGGCUGACCGCGGCAAGUUGCAGUUUUUCGAACGGUGCGGAUUGCGCUGCAGCAGCUGGGACAGACGGGGCGCAACUAUGUGACUGAUCCGUGAAGGGGAUUGGGUGGGCAUUCUGAGUCGCUGAGGUCGGAAUCAUGCUGAGCGGGUCCACGAAUAUCGUCAAGAGGAAUUACCUGCAAGUAAGAAGGCAGGGUGUCGUGCAGGGGUACCAGGCAUUGUAGUGCCAGAUCAGUUGAAAGAUUGGAGAUAUGUGCUCCCUGCGUCCUUUCCUUAUCGGCACCAUUGACGCUGUGUUGAAUAGAUCUGGAAAAGCCUUCAAUGGAGUGCUGCGCAUGAAAAGGAUGUCAAAUUUGCAGAAGGUUUAAUUAGGUUUACAGCUCAUGGGUCGGCGAUUAACUGUCAAGAAACGAUCUUCCUUGCUUGAUAGCAGAUAUCUUUCAGGGUUGUUUUCGGGUGCUUUUUUCUGAGAGUUCUUACAUUCGAUUCUCUGCAGGGUAUAGGGCAACUAUACCUGGUAUCUGGUGAUGAAUCGAAGUCGAUAAUCGGAUCAGUAGCUGAUUAAUCGUGCAGGAGGCGCUGGAAACCUGGAGGUUACGUGCAGAGGAAACGCGUGAUAUUGUUCGAAGCGAUUGAACCAUGCAGUUGAGCACGUACAGUCACAGAUAAAUACUUCGGGGUCAACUUCAACAUCACUCAUCGCAACCAACGGAGUGUAGUCUUCAGAAGUAAGCGCUUGUAUCGUCAUGAAUUGCGGAUUCGAACAAAGUGCACUGAUGAGUCCUCACAGUGGCAGCCCUCCCAAAAGGGCCUCAUUAUCGAGGAACAUCUUUCGUCGACAGAAUUUCAUCCUGGCUCUUCCAACGAUACUGCUCUUGUAUUUGCUAGGAGUAGCAAUCACAUUCAUGGUGUGCGUGCGCACUUUCAGAGCAUUCAACAUCUACCGCCCUGCAUACCAAGAACCCUUGCAGCUCUUCCGCUUCAACACCAUGAACUUCCCUUGGCGAGAAUCUUUGACAGCAGUGCACGAGAACGAAUAUCCGGAUGUUCUGCGGGAGCCUCGAGCUCGAGCACGCGCGCUGCAGGCUGGGCAAGGCGUGGAUUCGGUGAACUCCAACCUGGAGAUUUUGCUAGAUCCCAACGAGCCCGACUUCAUGCACAUACCUACUCAACCGAUGAACAUGGACAAGACUGACUCUUUGCAGGUGAGUUUGAGGAAAAUGACCACCUUCGAACGGAAGAGUUGGUUGAGAGAUAACUGGGACAACUUCCAAAUUCUGAAACUGGAUAACCGUUCCGAUCAGUUCGAAGACCGAAUGCGGCGAUUUCUUUGUGGUGAAAGUGACAAUGUUAUGAACUCACAGACUCGCCGGUUGUUGAUGGCGUCGAAUUCGUCAUCUGAAUCCAACGUCACUGAUGACACCUUGAUGCCGGUUGAGGCCAUGAACAAUAUUGAUGAGCAGAGAAUAUGUCAAAAGGAGGGGAACGAUGAAAAGGGCAACUUCUGUACUAAACGCUUCUUCAUAACAUGGAUGUCACCUGUAAGUUCUUUCGGUCCCCGAGAGCGACUUGGUCUGCAAAGCAUCUUUAAGUGGCACCCACAUGCCUGUGUUGUGAUACUUUCGAGGACAAUGGAUUCUGACGAAGGUCAAAUUAUUCUGGAGCCGUUUAUCGAGAGAGGUUACAGAAUCAUGGCCGUGACACCCAACGUUAUUUCUCUCUUCGAGAACUUACCUGCAGGGGAAUGGUUUAAACAACAACGAGAUGGAACUGGUGAUCCUGGCUGCAUCAACUUCAUGCAAAACAUGUCCAACAUCAUGCGUCUUACGGUGCUUUACAAAUACGGGGGUAUCUACCUUGACAGUGACGUGAUUGUCCUGAAAUCUUUUGACGGGCUCAGGAAUGUCGUUGGAGCGCAGAGCAGGAGCAUUGCAGUUGGAGAAUGGACCAGACUCAACAACGCCGUGCUGGUGUUCGAUAGAGAACAUCCAGUGGUGUACGAGUUUCUUCGUGAGUUUGUGGCCACUUUUGAUGGCAGCAAAUGGGGAUGGAAUGGGCCUUACCUUGUAACCAGAGUGCUGCAGAAGGUGAAAGAACAGCAAUGGCAGAAUUGCUCCUCUGUCUCAGUCCUACCAUUGGAAGCUUUCUACCCCCUCAACUGGGUCGACAUUGUUGCUUUUUUUCAUGCCCAUUCCGAGCAUGAUCAGAGGUGGCAGGAAAAAAAAUUGGAGGUGAUGAAUCAAAAAUCGUACGCCAUCCACCUUUGGAACAAGAAGUCCUCCCAUUUGAGAGUGGAAAAAGGAAGCAUCCUGGAAUCAAUGUUCAAGAGAUCAUGUCUAUUCUGCAACGGCACAGCAUCUUAAUCGACAUUUCGAGCCGUCUUUCUUCCGUCUCAUCUCUCGGUUCCCACGAUGGUUGCAGGUCUGGGAAUCUGCCUGGCACAUGAACCAGUUUUGGGGAAUAGUAAUUGGAUAUAAAUGUCCAUUGAGCUUUUGUGAACGCGUCAUUUACACGGCAUCUGUACAAAAGAAGCACUUCUAGACUACGUGAGUCCCAUCGUUUCCCCAAUACUGAAAUUGGAAUAUGAAUCAGUAUUCCGAGUAGGUUUAGUGACGUGGUCACAGAAUUCCUUGCGAGUUUUUGUUGAAGUGAAAAUUUGUGCGUGGUGAUGAUUGUAUCAGAAGCGUUUUCUCAUACAGUCAUCCCGUACCUCGAUUCGAACAGUGCAAACUUAGGGUUUCAUACUCUACACUUACUCACUGCUGGUGAAGCUUGUAGAAUGGGAAGCCCAAGCCUUGCGAGUUGCAGAUCUGCAUGUCAAUCCAUUAUAAUUCACAUCGACAAGACUAUCUCGAGAAAUGAUAUGGAGUCGUAGUAAGAACAAGCUGAGCGCUCAUUUGUGCCGCUUCCUCUUGUUGCCUUCAUUUUACAGAGGCAUUUGAAAUUUUCCAUAUUGUCUAAUGCACUAACAGUGUAAUAUUACUCUCUCCGCGUCUGUUACAACACCAUCUCCA
This is a messenger RNA of Physcomitrium patens, 3398 nucleotides long. Lineage: Eukaryota; Viridiplantae; Streptophyta; Bryopsida; Funariales; Funariaceae. The record is from RefSeq and is a predicted model, not a curated record.